GAUCAUGGCUAUAUUCUUUCUAUUGGAAUGAAUGGUAUCACUGGAUUCUUACACAACAAAGAUGCGAAAAAUUAUGAGGAUAAAUUUAAUGGUGGUCUGUCCCUUUCUGUUGGUCAAUUGCUAAAUGUUAGUGUUCUAAGUGUUCCGGACAAACAUCGUGUGGUCCAUUUUACAGCAGACCCGGAGAUUGUUGAAAAUUCUGUAUUGUCAGAUAAAGCUUUACGCAAUGUUAACGUUUUAGUUCCGGGAAAUUUGGUCAAAGCACGUGUGGACAAUGUCCUUAAGAAUGGUAUUCUGUGCAACUUAAAUGGUAUAGGUUGUGAAAUCGAUAUAUUUCAUUCUGGAAACGUCUUAUCAGAGAACCAAAAUCUUAAUGUCGGUGACGAGAUUCGGGCUAGGAUUAUUUUUGUAUCAAUUACAAACGAGGAGAAAAAAUUCAGAUUAUCACUCGCUCCGCAUAUUCUACGUCUAGAAUAUUUAGAAAAUAAUGCUUUUCCGAUCGGAACGAUUUUUGAGACUGUCACCAUUAAGAGAGUUUUAAGGAAUUUUGGAUUAAUAAUGAAGAUUAACGAUUCAAACAUAACGGGAUAUACUCAUGUUUCGCGCGUUUCUGAUAGCCGUGUCAAUUCUUUGACUGAUUAUGCUAUUGAUUCGACACAUCGUGCUCGCGUAAUUGGCUAUUCAGCAGUAGAUGGUCUUCUGCUAUUAUCCUUGCAAAAUUCAGUGCUUAGUCAGAGGUAUAUGAGAUAUGAAGAUGUUCAAAUUGGAGAUAUUGUAGAGGGCACAAUUCAAAAAGUUAUUGACAAUGGAAUUUUUGUUACAAUUUCGGACAAUAUAAAUGCUUUUGCAUCACAAAUUCACAUUGAUGAUGUGGUUCAAAAGUAUUCGGGGCAUAAAUAUAAACCGGGUCAAUUCGUUAGAUGUCGUGUUCUUAACGUUGAGGUAAAUGAAAUAGAACACAAAAUUAAUGUUACGCUGAGAAAUUCGUUUCUGGACGUCGAACGACCAAUAAUUAAAUCAUAUCAAGACGUGGAAAUUGGUAUGAUCACGUAUGGUGUUAUAACGGGCGUGAUUGGACGAGGAUGUUACGUUUCUUUUUUUGGUGACGUUCACGCGUUUGUGCCGGCAGAUCAGUGUGGAGACGGUGUUAGUCAAAACCUUAAGGAGCAUUUUUCAGUAGGUCAAAUUGUUAACUGUCGUAUUAAGUCAGUCGUCCGGGAAAAGAAGGCGAUGUUGGCAACCUUCAGAAUCAAUGAUCCUGUAAACACGGAUCUCAGUGGAAUUAAAAUAGGCGAGCUUGUGAAGGGAAGAGUAAUGCGAAUUAAAGAUGAUAUAAUAAUAUUGUCAUUGGAUCCCUCUCAAAUUCGUGCGAACCUUCACAUAUCUCAUCUUUCUGACCAUCUAUCACCACCACACCUGGCAAAGGUUGCCAAGGCUUUGAAGCAAGAUGAUGUGCUGAAGAAUUUACUGGUAUUGUCAAAGAAUGAGGAUAAAGGUUAUGUGAAU
Molecule: messenger RNA, 1506 nt
Organism: Acaulospora morrowiae
Lineage: Eukaryota; Fungi; Glomeromycota; Glomeromycetes; Diversisporales; Acaulosporaceae
Source: the annotation of a GenBank genome assembly